CACACACACGUGAGCACAUCAUGAUAAGCGAAUAUUAGCACAAGAGAGACGGCGGCUUAAAAAUUCAUUUCGAUUUCGUCAGUGGCCGUGCGCGCAUGAAUUAUUCUUAAAAAAAGAAAACAAUGGAGCAGGUGGAAAGUUUUUUAGCUGAUAAAACUGUGGAAGCUUGUUCUCAACACAAUCAUGUCCCCAAUAAAUCGAAACCCACUGAAAACGCUGACAAAAGCGACAGCGAUGUGGAAAUAGUCGAAUGCUUCGGUCUGGAUGAGCCAAAUUCACAAAAAAUAGGCGAAAAUACACUCUUUCCUCCAGCGAAGAGGAAUGUGACGCAAAUUCCGUUGCCGUUGGCCACGCCGCCGUGGUCGCCCACAGACACUGCAAUGCCUAUCCUCACGAACCUGCUGAGCGGGAACGGACCCAUCCAAAUUCCACCUGGCAUGGUACUUUGCAUUCCGUGCUAUCUGUGCCAGAAGCAGUUCUACGACGUUGAUCUUCUCAAGGAGCACCUAAACCAACAUGUCAUGGAAAUGUACCAAAAUAGUUCGCAGCCGCAAGUCACGGGUCAGCCAACCAUGCCACAGCCUUUCUUAAAACCGAUUAAAAUCCACUUUUCAAGUGAACAAUCAAAACUACCGCGCGAUCCAUCAUUUAAUAACACAUAUUUACAACAUAUAAAAAAAAAUAAAGACUCCGCCGAAUGUUCGAUUUGCAAGAUCGUGCUAAGCUCUCGCCAGUGCCUGGAUUUACACCAUAGGCGCUUCCAUAAGGAGAAACCACGCAAAAGGGAGAAGCGUUUCGCAUGCAUGUACUGCAACUUGCAGUACGUACACAAAGGCCACUUAAAUCGACAUAUAAAAAAAGUCCACAAUUUUCAUGGUUUUGAUCUUCCAAAAGAACCAGCGUGUCGGAUUCCGUCCCCCUGUUCAUCUUCAGCGUCCACAUCGGAGUCAAAUUCAACAGAAACUAGCACUGAAUUGUUUAUUGCAGAGCCAGCCGUCGACUAUAAUCCGACCAGCGGAGAGUUCAUAGCGCCCUGGGAAUUGGGCAAUGGGGAGCCAACCGCUGAAUAUUGUCCUCCCAUAUUGCCCUCAGUAGAAGCGAGCCCUCAAACGAUUAAAGCGGAGCCUGGCGUCAAUUCAUGUGCGGCAAGCGAAUCGACUGAAGAGCUGGCAGCGAAGGCAGCCGCCCACUACUGUCCGCCCGCCCAGUGGGCCGCCAUGGGCCUCCCGUUUGCAAAUGGUUACUUCAUUCCCAUGGAUCCCAAUAAAAUUUAUCCACCACGACGGGACGAUUGCUUCUUUCCUGAAUUUAGCAACUGGAUCAGCGAAGAAGAUAUGGAGAAGUAUGCCGGACGGGGCCAGACCUGAAAUGCACUCUAAGAAGGAGACUGAAGCCUUAAUGGAUAUAUGCAAUUCCACUUUUAAUUUUUGUCAUUAAUUAUCAGCAAAGCUGAUAGUCCGCUUUAACCGUUUGAGUGAAUUCCACUCGUAUCUGUCGGCACUCGUACGUAAUAGAAGUGGUACUGGAGACCCAAUCCAAUACCAAAAACUAAUAAAGAACUGAAAUCCAAGAAAUAUUAUUCCGAGUGUUUACAAAAAU
Molecule: messenger RNA, 1599 nt
Organism: Drosophila obscura
Lineage: Eukaryota; Metazoa; Arthropoda; Insecta; Diptera; Drosophilidae
Gene: Lime
Exons: 2
Coding region: 123-1367 (414 amino acids)
Source: RefSeq, a predicted model, not a curated record